Molecule: messenger RNA, 878 nt
Organism: Phlebotomus papatasi
Lineage: Eukaryota; Metazoa; Arthropoda; Insecta; Diptera; Psychodidae
Gene: Nf-YB
Exons: 2
Coding region: 106-759 (217 amino acids)
Biological process (GO): regulation of transcription by RNA polymerase II
Cellular component (GO): nucleus; CCAAT-binding factor complex
Molecular function (GO): DNA-binding transcription activator activity, RNA polymerase II-specific; RNA polymerase II cis-regulatory region sequence-specific DNA binding; protein heterodimerization activity
Source: RefSeq, a predicted model, not a curated record
CAGCAACUGUCAGUGAAUGUGAUUUUUUGUUUGCGACAAAGAGGAUUGUUUUCUAUUACACUUUUCUACAAUUUAUAGAGAAAUUACACCUUAAAAUCAAACAAAAUGGAUUCAGAGAAUGAGUUCAAGCACUCUUACAUGAUGGAAAGUGUUAUGGUUUCGGCGGGAGAUGAUAUUGGUUCAGACACUGUGGAUAAUUCAGAUGAUUCUGACGGCAAUAAAUCGUGUAAGCCCUUACGAGAGCAAGAUCGUUUCCUGCCCAUUGCCAAUGUGGCUAAAAUCAUGAAAAGAGCUAUUCCGGAGAAUGGGAAGAUUGCAAAGGAUGCACGGGAAUGUGUCCAGGAGUGUGUGUCAGAGUUCAUCUCCUUCAUCACAUCGGAAGCCAGCGACAGGUGUCACAUGGAGAAGAGGAAAACAAUUAAUGGUGAGGACAUUCUAUUUGCAAUGAGUAGCCUCGGAUUCGACAACUACGUGGAUCCCCUGAAGCUCUACCUGCAGAAGUACAGAGAAACCACCAAGAUGGACAAAAACACACCAAGCACUCCUCCUCCCCAGACCACCUUUGAGAUCAUAGCCCUCAACGACGACUACAGUAAGAACCGGCGAGCCUCAAUUCGGAAAUCUCCCGAAAUUCCUAAAAUGCCAAAUUCUCUUGCAGAUAACACUCAGAACAAUCAACGAAAGACAGAGAUUUUCGAUCCAUCCGUCAGCAAUACAGUCCUCUACUACCAAAGUGAUCAUCAACAAUUUCAAUUGUAAAAUUCUACACGACCAAGAGAAUCAAAUUCCGGAAAUCUUCAGAUAUCUUCUUACACCUUGGAAAAUGAGUAUUUAUUUGCGUCCUGAGCUAGGUAACGUUAAAUUUUUUGUUUCUAAAA